AUGUCCGACCCUGCAACGUUGCUCAACAAUACGGUUGGCGCAUACUUCAUUGGGUGUAUUAUCAGUUCCAUGCUUAGAGCUGCGCCCAAGAUUGCUUUCCUCUACAUAACGAUAUUCCAUCAGGUCUCGUGGGUGGAAGAUGUAACACGUCACGAAGACUUGCUGCGCAAUGAGGCAAUCACUCCAAAAUCAUGGAAACGGACAGUUGUCUGGGCUCUUGGAGGGUUCAUAAUUACAGUAGUGCAACAGAGUAUAAACAACAACAUCAUUGUUUCGGACAACGAGAACAAAUGUGCAGGGUCCUAUACCGAAAGAAAUCGGUAA
Molecule: messenger RNA, 324 nt
Organism: Postia placenta MAD-698-R-SB12
Lineage: Eukaryota; Fungi; Basidiomycota; Agaricomycetes; Polyporales; Adustoporiaceae
Exons: 8
Coding region: 1-324 (107 amino acids)
Source: RefSeq, a predicted model, not a curated record